AGUUUGUAACGUUCGCUCAGUGUUCAUAAAUUGCACACGCCCUAGUAGUAAAAUAUACAUUAAAUACUAAAUAUGAUAGUAAAUUAAGAUAUUUAUCUUUGUUUUUGUUUUGUUCUGUUGUUGAAGUAUUAUCAAAAGAAGAAUGUCUGUUAGUGCUAGCGCCGAAAACCUAUCGACAGAUGCCCAAAGCUGCGAUGGGGGUUCAAUGUGCCUGGAGCUGGCUCUGGAAGGCGAGCGGCUGUGCAAGGCCGGCGACUGCCGCGCGGGCGUGGCCUUCUUCCAGGCCGCCAUCCAGGCUGGCACCGACGACCUGCGCACCCUCAGCGCCAUCUACAGCCAGCUCGGCAACGCUUACUUCUACCUAGGAGACUACAACAAAGCGAUGCAGUACCAUAAACAUGACUUGACUUUAGCUAGGACGAUGAAUGACAAACUGGGCGAAGCCAAGGCAUCAGGCAAUCUAGGAAACACGCUAAAAGUGAUGGGGAAAUUCUCUGAAGCCAUCCAAUGCUGCAAACGUCACCUGGAGAUAUCCCGCUCUCUCGGAGAUCGGCUAAGCGAAGGCCGCGCCUUGUAUAACUUGGGCAACGUAUACCACGCACAAGGCAAGCAACUGGGACGAGCUGGACAAAACGAUCCAGGACAUUUCCCACAGGAAGUGAGAGACUGUCUGAUGCAAGCCGUUUCUUAUUAUGAGGAGAAUCUCGAGCUGAUGCGAAGCCUAGGUGACAGGCAAGCGAUGGGCCGCGCUUGCGGCAAUCUCGGCAACACCUGCUACCUCUUGGGAGAUUUCGCGAGAGCGAUCCGCUACCACACCGAACGACUCCAGAUCGCUCAAGAAUUUGGCGACCAACCCGCGGAGCGACGGGCUAACAGCAACCUUGGAAAUUCACAUAUAUUCCUUGGGGAAUUUGAAAAUGCUGCUGAACAUUACAAACGAACUUUGGCUUUGGCCGAGGAGCUAGGCGACGCAGCCGUGGAGGCGCAAGCGUGCUACUCGCUGGGCAACACGUACACGCUGCUGCGCGAGUACCGCAUCGCCGAGGAGUACCACGCGCGCCACCUCGCCUCGGCCCGGAGGCUGCAGGACCGCGUGGGCGAGGGCCGCGCCUGCUGGUCGCUCGGCAACGCUCACGCCGCUCUAGGGAACCAUGAGAAAGCUCUCUAUUAUGCCAACGAGCAUUAUAACAUCUCUAAAGAGCUAGGCGAUGUCCUGGGAAUGGCGACAGCUCAAAUGAACAUAAGUGACCUCCGCAAAGUGUUGGGGCUGCCGACCGAGGCGGAGCCCGCGCCGCCCGUCAUCCCGGACGACAGCUGCGCUCCUCGCACGCCCUUCAACGCUCUGCGCGUCCGCCGACAGAGUAUGGAGCAGCUCUCUCUCAUACCUAUAACUCCUGAUGGUAAAAAGAACGAGGAAGAGGAAAAGGACAAGAAGCCGGAAGUGGUUCGAACAGAGUCUGAAGACAACCCCGUGGAAUCUUUCUUUGAAUUGUUGACCAGGUGUCAAUCGGAGCGGAUGGACGAGCAGAGGGCGACACUCAACGGUAACAAGGAAAACAGGCCUAAGACUAAGAGCUCCAGCAACAAGCUGCAGCGGUCUGCUAGCAGCGGCAAUCCAAAUAACGGACCUACAGACGCAAUGCUGGAUAUGAUAACGGAUAAGCAGUCGGAGCGAAUGGACUCUCAGCGCGCCGAGCUGCGUCCAGUGCCGAAGAAACUGAGCAUAGAGAACAAGGGCGCGUCUCUACCAGGCCUUCGGCCGCAGCAGACCACCAGUACGAAGCCUGAAGACGAUUUCCUGGACAUGCUGGCUCGCGUCCAGGGCUCCCGCUUGGAGGACCAGCGCUCAGAGCUGCCGAAGCCGAAGCCGGAGGAGCGCCCGAAGACCGUGCCCGACGACGACUUUUUCGCUCUCCUCAUGCGCGCACAAGCUGGACGAAUGGAGGACCAAAGAGCUACUAUCCCGUUACAAUCAUCUGCCGACAAUCGUCGCAACAAGGGAGGAUCAAGCGUAAAGAAAUAAAUGUAUCGGUAACCACCGAGCCCGGAACCCUCGUCACAUACAUAA
Molecule: messenger RNA, 2068 nt
Organism: Cydia amplana
Lineage: Eukaryota; Metazoa; Arthropoda; Insecta; Lepidoptera; Tortricidae
Gene: pins
Product: G-protein-signaling modulator 2
Exons: 10
Coding region: 143-2023 (626 amino acids)
Biological process (GO): establishment of mitotic spindle orientation
Cellular component (GO): cell cortex
Molecular function (GO): G-protein alpha-subunit binding; identical protein binding; GDP-dissociation inhibitor activity
Source: RefSeq, a predicted model, not a curated record